UCCUCCUCCUCCUCUUCCUCCUCUUCCUCCUCUUUCUCCUUCUCCUCCUCCUCGGGCGGCGGCGGCGGGCGGCGAGAUGCACCCCAGCGCCCCCAGCUACCCCACGGCCUCGCUGUACGUGGGGGACCUGCACCCCGAGGUGAGCGAGGCGAUGCUGUACGAGAAGUUCAGCCCGGCCGGGCCCAUCCUCUCCAUCCGCGUCUGCAGGGACAUGAUCACCAGGCGCUCCCUGGGCUACGCCUAUGUCAACUUCCAGCAGCCGGCGGAUGCCGAGAGAGCCCUGGAGACCAUGAAUUUCGAUGUCAUCAAGGGCAAGCCGGUGCGCAUCAUGUGGUCCCAGAGGGACCCCUCCCUCCGCAAAAGCGGCGUGGGCAACAUCUUCAUCAAAAACCUGGACAAGUCCAUCGACAACAAGGCUCUGUUCGAUACCUUCUCCGCCUUCGGCAACAUCCUGUCCUGCAAGGUGGUGUGUGACGAGAACGGGUCCAAGGGCUACGGGUUCGUGCACUUCGAGACCCGGGAGGCGGCCGAGAGGGCCAUCGACAAGAUGAACGGCAUGCUCCUGAACGACCGCAAGGUCUUCGUGGGCCGCUUCAAGUCCCGCAAGGAGAGGGAGGCCGAGCUGGGGGCCAGGGCCAAAGAGUUCACCAACGUUUACAUCAAGAACUUCGGGGAGAACAUGGACGACCUGAGGCUCAAGAGGCUCUUCGGUAAGUUCGGGCCCUCUCUCAGCGUCAAAGUCAUGACGGACGACAGCGGCACGUCCAAAGGCUUCGGCUUCGUGAACUUCGAGAGGCACGAGGACGCGCAGAAGGCCGUGGAGGAGAUGAACGGCAAGGAGCUGAACGGGAAGAAGAUCUAUGUGGGCCGGGCUCAGAAAAAGGUCGAGCGCCAGACGGAGCUCAAGCGCAAGUUUGAGCAGAUGAAGCAGGACCGGAUCACCAGGUACCAGGGAGUGAACCUGUACGUGAAGAAUCUGGACGACGGCAUCGACGACGAGCGCCUGCGCAAAGAGUUCUCCCCCUUCGGGACCAUCACCAGCGCCAAGGUGAUGAUGGAAGGGGGCCGCAGCAAAGGCUUCGGCUUCGUGUGCUUCUCCUCCCCCGAGGAGGCCACCAAAGCCGUCACGGAGAUGAACGGCCGGAUCGUGGCCACCAAGCCCCUGUACAUCGCCUUGGCCCAGCGCAAAGAGGAGCGGCAGGCCCACCUCACGAACCAGUACAUGCAGAGGAUGGCCAGCGUCCGCGCCGUGCCCAACCCGGUGAUCAACCCUUACCAGCCUCCCUCGGGCUACUUCAUGGCGGCCAUCCCCCAGGCGCAGAACCGCCCCGCCUACUACCCCCCCGGCCAGAUCGCCCCUCUCAGACCCAGUCCCCGGUGGACGGCCCAGGGCGCCAGGCCUCAUCCGUUCCAAAACAUGCCCGGGGCCAUCCGGCCGGCGGCCCCCAGGCCCCCGUUCGGCACCAUGAGGCCAUCUUCCUCGCAGGUGCCAAGGGCGGUGUCCUCCCGGGUCUCCAACGCGGCCUCGCAGAGCCUGGGCCCCCGUGCGGCCGCCGGGGCCGCCGCGGCGGGGACUCCGCCCGUGCGUUCCGCGCCCCAGUACAAGUACUCCGCUGGCGUGCGCAAUCCCCAACAGCACCUGAACGCGCCGCCUCAGGUGACUCUGCAGCAGCCCGCCGUCCACGUGCAAGGUCAGGAGCCUCUCACGGCGUCCAUGCUGGCCGCCGCCCCUCCACAGGAGCAGAAGCAGAUGCUGGGAGAGCGGCUGUUCCCGCUCAUCCAGGCCAUGCACCCGACCCUGGCGGGCAAGAUCACUGGCAUGUUGCUAGAGAUCGACAACUCGGAGCUUCUCCACAUGCUCGAGUCCCCGGAGUCUCUGCGUUCUAAGGUCGACGAAGCGGUGGCGGUGCUGCAAGCUCACCAGGCGAAAGAGGCCGCCCAGAAAGCGGUCAACAGUGCUCCCGACGUGCCUGCUGUCUAAAAGAAAAGAUGAGGGACCGGGAGAUGGAACGUCUGCUUCCUCACAGAAAAAAAGCGAAACAUCAAAAGACUUAAAAUGUUGUGAAAUAAAAUAAAAAAAAAAAAAACAUUGCAAAAUAUGAAAUAAAGAAAACAUGGAAAGGAAA
Molecule: messenger RNA, 2126 nt
Organism: Antechinus flavipes (yellow-footed antechinus)
Lineage: Eukaryota; Metazoa; Chordata; Mammalia; Dasyuromorphia; Dasyuridae
Product: polyadenylate-binding protein 1-like
Exons: 1
Coding region: 77-1981 (634 amino acids)
Cellular component (GO): cytosol; ribonucleoprotein complex; nucleus
Molecular function (GO): poly(U) RNA binding; poly(A) binding; mRNA 3'-UTR binding
Source: RefSeq, a predicted model, not a curated record